Molecule: messenger RNA, 1137 nt
Organism: Symbiodinium pilosum
Lineage: Eukaryota; Dinophyceae; Suessiales; Symbiodiniaceae
Source: the annotation of a GenBank genome assembly
AUGUGCGUGGUGGCCUUGCUGCUUCUGAAUAUCUUAUUGAUGGCUUCUCAACUCCAGUACCACGGCUACAAGAUUGGCUACAUGAUUGGAAUCUAUUCCGAGCCCGCAGAGCAGUAUUGGCCUCAUUUUGAAGAAAUCUUUUUCAUUUGUGAUUUCAUUUUUGCUUUGCUAUUCACAGUGGAAAUGUUGAUUCGGCUCUGCCACAUCCGCUGCCUCGCCUUCUGCAAGCAGUGGCUCAACUGGAUUGAUGUCAUAGUGGUCAUCAGCUCUUGGGUGGAGCUUUUGGCAACUGCGCUGCCCAUAAGUCCCACAUUUCUGCGUAUGUUGCGCCUGGGCAAGCUACUUCGGGCCCUGCGCGUGGUGAAAAUGUCCAGAAUUUUGGAAUCUCUGCAGCUGCUCCUCAAGUGCAUCUCAGCCAGCGUGAAGAUCCUCUUCUGGUCAUUGGUGCUCCUGAUGAUUAUCCAGUGCAGCGCUGGCAUGACCAUUUCCUACAUGGUCAGUGAUUUCAUGACUGACCCGGACAUUGACGAAGAGAGGAAGUUCCAGGUCUUCCGCUACUACGGCACCUUCUCAAAGACCUUGCUGACCAUGUUUGAGGUGUUGUUCGCUAAUUGGGCUCCCGCUUGUAGAGUGCUGAUGGACAAUGUGGCCGAGUGGUACUCCUCUGUCUUCAUCGUGUACCGCUGCUUCAUAGGUUUUGCAGUGCUCAACGUUGUCACUGCCGUCUUUGUGCAGUCCACGAUGAAAGUGGCCCAGGCAGAUGAGGAGUUCGUCGCAGCGGAGAAACAAAGAGCCCAGGAAGCCUACCGUCACAAGCUCACCAACUUUUUCAAGCAGGUGGAUUCCUCCGGCGACGGUAAGCUGGACUUCAAGGAGUUUACAGAUCUUUUGGAGAACCCAAAGCUGCAAGUCUGGCUGGCGCAACUGGACAUAGAGACGACAGAUCUAAAGGGCUUGUUCCAGAUGUUGGAUGAUGGGGACGGCGAGAUCUCGCUCGAAGAGUUCGAGACAGGCCUCAUGCGCAUGAAAGGUUAUGCCCGAAGCUUCGAUCUCAACAAGAUCGACCGCCACAUGCGGAAGCUACACCUCAAGGCCGCUUUGGCUUCCAAUCCCUCUUUUGAGUCAGAGCCUUCAUAG